Pecten maximus is the source of this 5767-nucleotide messenger RNA. Its product is annotated as sestrin-1-like. Gene Ontology annotation, cellular component: nucleus. Gene Ontology annotation, molecular function: L-leucine binding; oxidoreductase activity, acting on peroxide as acceptor. Lineage: Eukaryota; Metazoa; Mollusca; Bivalvia; Pectinida; Pectinidae. The record is from RefSeq and is a predicted model, not a curated record. The transcript is spliced from 11 exons. Bases 164 to 1828 code for a protein of 554 amino acids. Gene Ontology annotation, biological process: positive regulation of macroautophagy; cellular response to L-leucine; negative regulation of TORC1 signaling.
ACAAGUGCACAGGUCAGCAUGAAGAAUUUCAUCACCAAUCUGUUGGAAUAAUAGCUUUUUUAGGCGGAAAUGUAUACGUUUUAUCAUAAAUGAUUAUUGUAUUUACUACAAGAAAUUCCACUUUAGCUUUAAGCUUAAUUCGGGUUUCCGCAAAGCGCUUGAUAUGGCCGAGGAUCCCCCACACAUGAAAAUCCGAGAUGAGGAUUCUUUGCGAUUUGUGCACUGUCUGUCAAACCGAGACCCAGGGGUAAGGAACAGGGCGUUCGAUUCCAUACUCCGAGUGUUUGAUGCUUUAAUAGGAGGUUAUGGUAGUCCUCCUGACAUGAAAGGGAUGACCACCAUACAUGGGGCUGUUGAUACAAAAGGGAUGAUUGACGAAUACUUGGUGGAUAUACUCCGGCUGUCCGUCCAGUGUCCAUUCGAAGACGUGUUGGACAGAUGUAAAGAGUUGCUGAAAGACAUGCAGGAGAGGUCAUAUAAAAUUCCACGAGUGCUGAACGGUGGAAUAAGUACAUUUGUACCAGAGAGAGAGAUAAUACCAGCAAGUUCAAAAGACACAGAGACACAAGCCCUGUUUGUGGAUGCUUUCCUGCAAAAUAAUCGGCUAGACCAUGUUGUUCAGCUUAUGGGGUAUCAUCCACAAUACUUAGAAUGUUUUCUGAGGACUCAGCAGUAUCUGAUGAAAGGGGAUGGGGCUUUACCAUUCCAUUACCGCCAUUACAUUGCCAUUAUGGCCGCCAGUCGACAUAUGUGCACCUAUCUGGUUCACCUCCAUGAACAGGAGUUCAUCCUUCAAGGUGGAGAUCCGGAAUGGUUGAAGGGAACAAGUCACGUCCCCAAAAAACUGAGGGAUCUAAAUGAACUCAAUAAAUUGCUGGCUCACCGGCCUUGGCUGAUUUGCAAGUCUCACAUAGAGAAACUUGCACGAUCAACAAAUUCCAAGGAUAAUUGGUCCAUCAGCGAACUGGUUCAGGCUCUGAUUCUCAUGGCACAUUUCCAUUCACUCUGUUCUUUUGUUUAUGGGUGUGGGAUAAAGUCCGAAAUAGACCACAAUGGAGGAUACACCUUCCGACCUCAGUCCCCGGUAGAGAAAAAUGCUAAUGACUUAGAUUCUUCCGACUGUUCUUCCACAAAUGGUGAUAUUAAUUCUGAACCAGAAGUAGGCAUAGAAGUUCUGAUGGAACGAAUGAAAAAGUUAGUGGAGGAGGGUGAAGAAGAAACAACGCAAGAGGAAAGGGUGAAAAGAUUUGAGAAGGUGGAGAGUCAAAGUGUUGAAAUUGCUGCCAACACAGUCCGACCAUCACCAAAGGCAGAGGUCUUGAAAUAUGUUGAUGAUGCUGAAUACUGUUACCAGGAUUUUGCUAAACGUGACUCUGUUGAAGACAUACCCACCUUUAGAGCAACAGAUUACAGUUGGGAGGAUCAUGGGUUCUCAUUAUCGAAUCGGCUAUACAUGGAUAUCGGUAAUCAUUUGGAGGACAAAUUCUCCGUAGCCACCAACAUGACCUACUACACAAUGGGGGAGAUACGAGAUGUGGACACCACUGCAUUCCGUAGAGCUAUUUGGAGCUACAUUCACUGUUUGUAUGGCAUCAUGCAUGAUGAUUAUAACUAUGGUCAAGUUAAUCAGCUGCUAGAAAGAAAUCUGAAGGCAUACAUCAAAACAAUGACGUGCUAUCCAGAAAGAUUGACUCGCAAAGAUUACGACAAUGUCAUGAGGGAGUUCAAACACUCAGAAAAGGUGCAUGUGAAUCUGAUGUUGCUGGAGGCCCGGUUUCAGGCAGAACUUCUGUAUGCAUUACGUGGUGUGAUGCAGUUUAUGACGUGAUUUUAAUGAAGAUAUACAUAUAAUACAAGACUUGGAAUUGUUGGUCUGAAUCUGCAUGAAUAGUUGGAGAUGCGUGGAAGGGCAUUCCUUCAUUCAAGUAACCAGAUUGGAUGAAGAUUUGCAACUAGCCUUCAUUGAUUGGUCAAGAACUCGCUGAAAGUCUUUUCUGAUUGGACAGGGAUUGACAGUGGUGCAAGCACUUCUGAUGUGUUUUGUUGGUGGUCGUCUUGACGACUGGACGCAUCAGUGGUACAGUUUAAUGUGUCUGUGAUAAUGUCUAUCAUUUUAACAAAACAAACUCAUUAUGGUGAAAUAUAUGGACAUCAUUCAAGCUACUAAAUAUCUGUGACAUGGUAGUUGUGGGGUGUAUGAAAUUAUGAAUACAUUGUAAAUGUGUUUUUAUGUUGUGUUAGAAAGUAGUCUGUUGUUUUAAAAGCAGUAGAUGAGAUCUACUUGUGAUUAGGAGGGAGAGAAAAAGUGAGGCAAGAAACAGUUUGCACAGUUUUUGUGUCCAGUGAAUAAGAGAGGCAAGGAAGCAGAUGCACAGAUUGUGUCUGUAGUGAAAGGGUUCAUUAUGUAUUCAUAUUAACAUGUUGGAUGUGCAAUUUAUUGACAGAAAGAUGCUGUAAGCGUCGAUCCAAGAAGGAGAUUAUAGAAUGGUAAAGUAGUACUCUUGUCAUGACUUGCAUAUAUGGUUGCACAAAUGGGGGGUUUCUGAUGGGGUCUCACCCAAUGUGUAGCCAACAGAUGGUGAGCCAUUUCGGGCAAGAACUCCAAAUGUCUUUCAAUAGGUGCUGCAGACCUAAGUUACAUUGUAAACUGCUUAAAGCUAUACUCAUUUUAUUAUAUAUAUACCAUACUUUGAUUACUUUCAUAGUCUCCACAAUGUCAUAUUUUCUGUAGAAAUUACUGUUUCUCAACACACCUAUGAAAAACCAAAGUCUCAUAAACUUGUUGACAGCAUUACUAGUAACUGUUGGUUACUGAUAUGGUGCAAAUUUGUUUGUUUCCGAACAUUACAUUCCACAAUAUUGUGAGAAUUAUCAUGCCUCUUACAAAUUGUUUAUCCUAGUCAAGAAACACUUGUGUACAUGUUUGAUGUAUCACAUUCUCUUUGGUUUGACAUGAUUAUGUCGCUGAUAUGCAGUAUUUAUGAAACAUACCAUAGCUAUAUUGGGGAACAAUGUAAAAAAAAUUCUAUUCUUAAUUUGAAGCAGUCUUUUUAUUUGGCAAGACUUGAGGGAAUGAAAAAAAGAGAGAUAAAAUAAGUAUACAAAUGAACAGUUAUGCCAUCUUAACACCUACCAUCACUAAUAAUCAGGCUUUUAUGAUCUUCAAUCUGGAGAUAUGUCCUUGUAAAACAGCCAGUUCAUAAUGCAGACAUGUUUAUCUGUGAAUGGUGUCAAUAUUAAUAAUAAGGUGGACUGUUAAAUGCGCAUAUAGCUAUAAAUAAGUAUACUUUUUUUCCAUUUUUAUUUGAAAAUCAAAAUAUUGUUUCUCUAAAAACUGGAGGUAAGUCAAAAUUACUUAAAGAAAACUUGUAGUGCUACAAUCAAAAAUCAAAAUUCCCAUUGUAUUCAUAUUUAUAAUUUGAAGUGCUGUUCCAAAACAUUUUGAGUUUCUAGACUUCAAAUGCGUUGAUCUUGUUAUCACAUCUGCUGAUAAGUGAUACAGAUAUAGGGCAAACUUGUUGUGGUAUGUAGACAUGUAUAGGUCUUGUUACACAUACCAGUAUGUAGUCUGUUAUAUAUAUAAUACUUGGCUUGCCUUGUAACUUGUUGGUAUUAUUUAUACAAAUAUAGAUAGUGUUUAAAACCUUCUCCAACUUACUAAAACCUGAUUGGGUGUCCUGUAACCCAGAUCAGGUAGGGUUGUUUUAAUUUAAUGUUGUUCCAAUAUUUAGCUAGUAAUCAAUUAGGAAGUGUUCUUCGUAGGCAAGUCAUAGCGAAAGUUUCGUUAACAUGGUCAAAUACUUCCAGUAUAUUUGAUCAGACUAACCAGACUUUCUGUUAUGCAGCCUUCUCAUUGUAUACUGCUUCCAUCAUUUGCCAUUUCUAAUUCCCGUUUCCUUGUUGCUCUACAAGUUUAUGAUGUUAUUGAUAUUUCAAAAUAUUGAUAUAGUUGCGAGAUCUUAUCAAUACAUUAUGUCGGUCCAACACAAGUUUGGCUACACUAAAACAUGUUCAUCCUGAAAUUGAACAACAUUACAUGAAUAGACCUGUUUUUCAAACCUGGAUGUUUUUUCAUUCCAGAAAUAUUUUAUGUUGACAGAAAUCGGUAGUUUUAAGAAGUCUGUGAUUCUGACAUCAAGAUCAAUUUUGACAUUUGUUGUAAUUGUUUAAAUCGCUACUCAUAAACAACUGACUUAGAUGUGAUAAUGCGUAGAUCUGUAGCUUGAAGUAAAACCAACGGUAGUAGGUUUUGGAUUGUGUCAUACUGAUUCUGAUGAAUACAUUUGUUAGCCCAUGUACGAACACAAAUAAUGAUCGUAAAGUUAAUACAUGCUGAUAUGCAUUGUAAAAUAAUUAUGCUUAAUGCUGUAAGCUUCACCUUGCAGUGUCAAAUUUGUAUGUUUCUUUUUCAAGAAUAAUACACAAAACUGCUUGUGUGUUAGUGGUAUAAUUAGAUCAUGCUAAUUAAGAUAAAUGAACAUGAUGGGUAUUGUGUUUGUGGUAACCAACUAGCCUGUCACGUCAAAAAGAUCAUGAAAAGAUGUGUACGAUAUCAGAAUGAAUAUGACACAGUUUCAAGUGUCUUACUCACUGUGGUUUUAUUAUUCAGCAUGUGAUUAAGAUUAGUAUCGUGCUUAGAACAAAAUAUGUACAAUAUCAUGCUUUUCUCUAGUACAUGUGAUUUUCUUUUUGUUUUGAAGUAAGAAAAAAUUUACCAUGCAUAUUGUAAAUAAUGCAAUAAUAUACAUUAUUAGAUCAUAACAAAUUGAUUAUUACAAACCUAGCAUCGAACAAAAUAAUUUAUUUAUAUAAACCAGAAAAUGGCAAUUCAGAAAUGGCUGAAAUGGUUAACAUGCAGUUUUUAUCACAAAUUGAAUAUUUUGAAUAUAAAUUUUGUGCAAUUAUGAAAUAUGACACAUCUAUUUUGGUGAAUGUAUUUAUGUAUUGUGAUGGGGCAUUACUGCAACUUAUUGAAAUUAUUGAACUUAUCCAGUUACUAGUAUAGGGUUGUACCAACGACUAGAUAUACAUUGACUCUUAAGUCUUUGUAUUGUAAUUUCCGUCUAAAACUUUCGAUCAAUUGGAAAAGCUGGUUACUCUGUAAAUGACAGCAGGGAAAUAUCAAAAAAGGCUGUUGAAUACAUUACUUUACAUUGUAUCUCUUAGAGUCUGCAGUGUAUAAAAGUGAUGUAUAAUGUACAUAAAGAAAUCCUGCAAUAUAACAGUGUUUUAACACUAUGACAAGGAAGUGCUUCAUCUAACAACUUUUAACGAGCAGUCUUUCUCUUUUUGAAAAAGAAUGUGCUCAUGCUCUCUCUUAUAUUGAUCUGUUUGAUUCAGUUUUGAUACAAAUAUGGAAGAUUACCAAAGUUGUAAUGGUGAAGAAAAGAACAAGUUGUUUAUGACCAGGAUGUUUGCAAUAACAAAAGUGUUGGUUUUUGUCACUGAUCAAAACAAUCCAGGUUGUUUCUAAGAGUUGUAAGGAUGCUGUAGACACGUUUGUAGGCUUCCAUAAAAACAAAGUGUCCCUAGCAUGGCUGUGAUUGGAUGUUUGUAAGGGAGAUUUUGUUCAGUGAUACAAAGGAGGUAACACUGUUAUUCAUUCCAUACCUGAUCUCUACACACAAAUACUGGUGCCAGUAUUUAUAAAUCUGUUUAGACUGUCCUUGUCUAAAUUUGAAAAUGAAUCUGUAUUAUUUAUUUGACAAAUUAACCUUUCCUACGUUGUGAUACUAUGUUGCUAAAUAAAGAAAAAAGUUGAAGAAAA